This is a messenger RNA of Spodoptera litura, 3519 nucleotides long. Lineage: Eukaryota; Metazoa; Arthropoda; Insecta; Lepidoptera; Noctuidae. The record is from RefSeq and is a predicted model, not a curated record.
UGUUAUAUCUGUAGCUUUUGACUAGAUUUAGCUGGUAACACUGGUUCUGUCGCUGUCGGCGAAUCGAAUGAAUGGCUGAUUAGUGUCGUUUGAUAUCGGAAAAAUUGCAAAAACUGACAUAUUUCAUGCGUUUCCUUGUCUGUAGACACAAUUAAACCUUAAAUUCUUAGUCUGUGUUUGGAUUGUUGUGCGCGUGUGUAUUUAAAGGUGUUAAAAUGACGGUGGAAGGUGAUGAGAAAGCGGUUCGGUCUCGCGUGUUCAUGGAUAUUUCAAUAGGGGGCUUGCCAUCCGGCCGUUUAGUAUUUGAGUUAUUCAAUGAUAUUGCUCCGAAGACUGCUGAAAACUUCCGAGCAUUAUGUGCCGGAGAUAUGGGUGUUGGGAAGAACACUGGAAAGCCGUUGACGUACAAGGGCAUGGUUUUCCAUAGGGUUGUGAAAGACUUCAUGAUCCAAGGAGGAGACUUCACCAAUGCCAAUGGCACUGGUGGUGAAUCUAUUUAUGGUGGUACUUUUGAAGAUGAAACCUUUGAAUUGAAACAUGACCGGCCAUAUUUACUGUCUAUGGCAAACAGGGGCAAAGACACAAAUGGUUCACAAUUCUUUAUAACCACACAGCCGGCGCCGCAUCUCGACAAUGUGCACGUAGUGUUCGGUACGGUAAUCGGCGGCGCGGCGCUGGUGCGUCAGCUGGAGGCGCUGGCGGUGGACCGCAACGCGCGCCCGCUGCAGGACGUCGCCGUCACCAACUGCGGACAACUCGUCAGGGUCAGCGAUAUUCGCAACCAAGACAAAUAUUGGUUGCCACAUAUGUGCUGUUACUCAUGUCACAAGAAUUUGACUAACUGGUUCAAUGGGAAACCAACAAAGAUGCCUUUUGGUCAACCUAUGAUUUGGCGAGAACCUAAGGAUCAUGUGAGUGACUGUUAUUUUUGUCUUACGGAUGUCAAAGGAUUUUCUAAGAAAUCAAAGCACACAGUAAAUUACCCAGAGGUGUCUUCUGUGACAAAACCAAUACCUCAUUCGGAAGAUCUUCCAGUACCUACGCCUCCAAGUCACGUUGAACACUCAAGUACCACUUCAGGUUCUGAUGAUGAAUUUGAGGACAUUCAAGUGGAAAGUACGUCUGAAUCACCACAUUUGAUCAACCAAGCUGAGCUCGACGACCUUGUUAGAGACUUGGACUUGCCUAAGGAAAAAUCUGAACUGUUAGGUUCAAGAUUAAAACAAUGGAAUCUGCUUCAACACGACGUUCGCGUUACUGCAUACCGUAAACGACAUGUUUCCUACGUUAAUUUCUAUUCUAAAGAUGGAGAUUCAAUUUAUUGCAACGAUGUUGUUGGUUUAAUGGCUAAAUUGGAUCACCAGCAUUCACCAGAUGAAUGGAGGCUGUUUAUAGAUUCAUCUAAAACUAGCUUGAAAGCCGUGCUUCUUCACAACGGAAACCAAUAUCCAUCCAUUCCAGUGACGUCAUCAUUUUCAUUUAUAUUUAACAAAUCACAAUUAUUUAAUUCCUUCAUCAGCAAGCGUCACUCCAGCGCAUCAGGUGAUGAGGAAGAGACUCCUGAGGCCCCCGCUCAUCCCUUAGUAUCCACUUCCAAGAUAGACCCGCGGGAGAUACCCGAUGUUCCUACCAACAGGUUCCUCAUGAGAGGGGGGAGGGAUCAGGAUGACAGGAGUGAUCCUAGGAGGGAUCGAGAGAGGAUGAGGUACCGCGAGAGGGAGCAUCGGUCCUACACGCGCAGCGGGAGGAUUAUCAAAGGCCGGGGAGUGUUUCGUUACCGCACUCCGUCUCGGUCCCGGUCCCGCUCCCGCUCCGUCACUCCGCCGCACUGGAGGCAGGCGCAGCGACGUAUCAUCAAACUGUCCGAGUUUGAGGUACGAGCUGAGCAAGAGAGGUCGGAGAAGGAACACCACAAUGUCACCAAGAGGAAAGAAAUUGAGAAAAUACACAGCCGCGACGCUGAGGGAACCACCCCGGACAAUCAUCCCGAAGAGAAAGAGGAGGGGGAGUGUGAUUCUACUCUGGAUCGUUCUCAAACAGACCGGGUGGAUUACAAUGCUUUGGACUUUGAAGAGGACAUUGAACAUGAUGAUAAUGAUACGUCUCACAAACGCAAACCAGUUGAGAAAGUAGAUCGUCGUCGUGAAAUGCGUCGAACCCCUGAGAACAGAGCUGAAAUGUUGGCACUGGCGUUAGGUGUCAACCCUAAACAUGAUCAACAAAGUGACGCAGGUUCCUUCAGCAGGGACUCAAGAGACAGUCGAGAGUCCACUCGACGUCGCGAAGGUUUGGCCUCCACUGUAGGAUACGCCUCCAAGUUAUCUUCAGCAGUCGGCAAUGUCUCUGAAGGGUUGGCUAAAGGCCACCAUGAAGAGAAGAGCAAGGAUGGUUAUGAUCCCUUCAGUUUGCUCAGGAGUACCUUCAAUAGAGGAGGGGAGAAGAAGGAUCAGAACCAACAGAGAAAAGAAGGAGAUCGCCGUGAAGCAAUAAAAGCUCGUCUAGGUGAGAAAGACAGAGAAGACAAACGCGACCGUAAGACUGACAGAGACGAUAAAGACCGCAAACAAUCAGAACAGAAGAACGACAAAGAAGACAGAAAUCGUAGAGACGAAAGAACUCGGAAGCUGCCCGAAAUGCCCGAGAAAGAAGAUAGAGCGAGGAAAAAUUCGGAAAAAGAAGAUAGAGAAAGAAAAAUAUCAGAAAGAGAUGAUAGAAGGAGACAUUCAGAGAAGAAUGAGAAAGAAGAUAGAACUAGAAAGCAUAGUGAGAGGGAUGAUAGGGAUCGUAAGCAUUCUGAACAGAGAGACCACAGGAGGACCGACCGCCAUAGGAGCGAAAGGUCUGAGCGUCGGGAGAAGAGUAAGGAAAGAGUAAGAAGUGAGAAGAGUAGAGAUAAUGACAGGAGUAAGGCCAGGGAUGAUGAUAAGGACAAGAAGAGGAGACGGUCCCGUACUCCUUCGCCGGCUAAAGAGAGGUCAAAAUCUCGUGACCGUAGACCCUCAGCAGCUGAGACCCGCGAGAAGAGUGGGGAGCGUACUCCACUGGACGAGGAGAAGAAAAAGGUGGGUCAAGAAGACGAGAGGAAUGAAGCUCGCAAGGAGUUAAUGGAGAUAGUUCGUCUCAUCAAGUCCAGACAACGGGACCGAGAGAAUAAAGCUGCUGCGGUCCUAGCAAAGAAGAAGCGAGAAUCUUCUCACUCGGACAGUUCAGACUCCGAUGGUGACAAGAGAAGGCGCCGUUCUUCUGAUAGAGAUCGAAGGAGAAGGAGUAAUUCUAGGGGUCGCCACUCGAGUUCCGAGCGUCGCACGCGCCGCCGUCGCUCGCGCAGUCCGCGCCGCGACCGACGCGACCGUAGACGAUCCUCAUCCUCGCGCUAAACACACGUGUCUUAUAUUAUACUAGACUUUUAAUUAAUUAUAAAUGUACUACUUUACUUUAUAAAACAUAAAUAAACAAAGUGUUUUUUGUAUUUUAUUAGGACCUGUUUUUAUCAACAUUUUGACACCCAAAUAUGAAAAA